UCACAAGCAAAUUAAAAAUCACUUUGAUAUCACAAGCAAAUUUAGAAGGAAAAACAAGAUUCAGAAAUAGGCCGACGUGUCAUGUUCCCGAACCAAGAUAACAAAAAGAAAUCAAUAACCCGCCGCCACAGGCCACACCACUGCCCACUCAAAUUACCCUCCUUCCACAGCCUCAAAAUUCAAUCCAGAAAAUCCGCUCCCAUGUCUCUCUUCGUCGCCAGCGGCGGCAAUGGUGCCAAAACUCUCCCCGCCGGAGCCAUCUCCGUACAGCGCCAUCUGUCGUCUAACUACUUCCCCCGUCGCAGUGGCGUCCGGCUUCCGCAGCCGCUCUCCCCCAGGAGAGCUCACCUCCUCCACAUCGUCUCCGCCAAGGGUCGGCGGGGCUCCAUCAAAACCACCGAGAAGUUGGGGGAGAAACGGAACACGAAUUCUGAUCAGAUCGAGUUCGGCUCCUCCACAGAUGGCAUUGAGAGCAGCGCCGGUUUAAGCAGCGGUAGUGUUGCUGACGACGGUUUUGUGAUGCCGAAUCUCCCAGGGGACGAAAAGGACUUCUGGGAAGGUCCGCAGUGGGAUACUCUCGGCUUCGCCGUCGAGUAUCUGUGGGCACUGGGUAUUGUUUUUUCGUUGAUAGCUUGUGGCGUUGCUGUGGCUACAUACAACGAAGGAGCGACAGAUUUCAAGGACACUCCGGCGUACAAAGAGUCCACCCAGACAGGGGAUGUUUUGGAAGAACCUGGUGAAUCUGUUUUCGAGUCCAAUCCAACUGAGGAGGCACCUAGUUUGGAUUAAGCAAAUCUUUGUGAAUUCGACGUGAAGAAGAAUGAAACGGUCUCCCUGGAUCCUCCAUACAUUGGCGCUCGAAGGAUAGAAGACGAGACUCCAUAAGGUUUAUGAUUUUGCUUGUCUAUACAUUGCGCUGAAAGGAUUUGCUGCUGCUGCAAGCUCUUCAGUCUGUGCCCAUGCGGAUUAGUCUGCAGCGCAUGCAUUUGGCUAUCGAAAAGGUGUAAUUGCUUAGACAAUCUUGGUGUUGCACAAACUGUAUACUGAGAUGCGCUGGAUUUAUAGUAGAAUCUAGGCACUUCCUAUAGCUACUAGUAAGUUUGAUUGUUGCAAAUCUGAG
Molecule: messenger RNA, 1120 nt
Organism: Linum tenue
Lineage: Eukaryota; Viridiplantae; Streptophyta; Magnoliopsida; Malpighiales; Linaceae
Source: the annotation of a GenBank genome assembly